Messenger RNA from Suillus paluster, 1133 nucleotides. RefSeq lists its product as uncharacterized. The transcript is spliced from 13 exons. The record is from RefSeq and is a predicted model, not a curated record. Lineage: Eukaryota; Fungi; Basidiomycota; Agaricomycetes; Boletales; Suillaceae. Bases 191 to 949 code for a protein of 252 amino acids.
ACCAAGUUCGCAGCCCCCUCAUACCCAUCCUCGAAUAAUAUGACCAUAGUCUCAAAUGAUCCCAGUUGGUGGCCGUCCAUCCAGGCGUAUGAGAUUUCCAGCUAUUUUGCAGUUGCUGCCUCUGCCGGGGUGAUGUACGACUGGGGUGAGCAAGAAAGUAUUCAAGAACCUCUGAACCUCUGAUAUCAUUAUGGGAUUUCCAGCCCUGACAUUUGGACAAGAGGUCGAAUUGAUCUGGAGGCAGCGCUGGUCCCUGAUGACGGCUCUCUAUCUCAGCGUGCGCUAUCUUGGAAUAAUAUAUGCUAUCAUCCAGAUUCUGGUUGCAGUUCCAACAAUCCCGCAUGCAUAUGUAGGGGUAAGCUAUAGGAUUUAUUUCGCCCUAGAUUGGACGGGCGUCGUCGUACAUGCAAUCAUAGGCGUGGUCGCCGCAUUCUUCGUGAAGCAAACUUCAGCGGAGGCGCUCAUUCUCUCCGGCACCUAUCAGUGCGAUGUUAAUUUCGUGGGAAAUGCACUAUUUCUGGAUUCCCUGACUUGGAUAUUCGGCACUGUAUGGGAGGUCCUCGCGCUGUGUCUCGCACUCUGGAUUGCUGUGAAACACUUCCGUGAACUGCGCCGACACUCAGCAGGAGGGAUUAUCGGGGACUGUUUCAAGGUGUUAAUAAAAUCUCACGUUGUUUACUUUGCGAGCUUUCUUGCUGGUUCUUGCUUCGAGCUUGUUUAUUUGUUUACACCGAUCUCAGCGAACCAAUAUUCCCUAGAAACUCAGAUUUAUAUUGGUGUCCUUCAAAUUUUCACGCUUGUCCAGAUGUUUGUGCUGGGACCACGCCUCAUCCUUAGCGUUCGAGAAUAUCACGCGGAGCUCGUGGCUGACUCCGUACGUACAGAAACUGCCAUGACUUCAAUUGCAUUCCAGGGGCGCGCACACGUGUCAACUAGUCGUAGUGUGUAGCACGACAAAUGCCUCGGUGUGAUUAGCACCUGUCGCGUAAUCUGCAGGAAGCGGGAGUAUUUUUGUAAGGGUGGAAUUAGAACCAUAAAACUGUAUACCAUGAUUCCAUACAGGGAAUUUUCGUUCGUCUAUACAGUACACCUCAUUCAACAAUUUCAGAACAGCACCUUGUCCAAGAGCGAUG